AUGACGUCACCAUUUCUUAUGGACAACCUUCUUAACACAAAAUUUGAACAUUCACAACGAAAUGGUGGUUCGCCUGGUAGUGAGAAUGCGGGACCUCGGAAACUGUUGGACAGAGAUUCAAGAGGUCUUCUUUCAUGUCCCAUUCCACCGAAGAUUCCUCCAGCAGCAUCGUAUUACAAUGGUAACACAUCACCAGGAACUCUCAAUGAAAUGUUAUCUGCCAAACAGCAUCAACAAAACCAACUGGAACCAGCUGGUGGGUUGCUGAGCCCCCACCAAGAGGCUCUGGGGCCCACGGCUACGGCCUCCUUGACGCUGGGGAUCACAGCAUCUUAUUCAAUAGUUGCCCAAGACCCCCACGGUCUUCCAGCGACGCUGCCGGCCACAGCGAGGCACAACCCGCCGGCCAUUGUCACGUGCUCGUGCGGGGGUUCCGACGACUGCUGCGCCUCAAAACGCGAGAUCGGACACUCGUUGUCGAGGAACGACAACACGUCCCUGAAGGCGAGCCUCAAGCAGGAUUCGACGUCUUCGCAAGCAAAACCAAUCCUCAAAUUUAGUGUCAGCGCCAUUUUGGGAGCCGACACAGUGAAAUCGCCGCCUUGUACAGAUUCCCUUCUCCAUGGGAGCGCGCCUCCCCUGUUCGGAUAUGCUGGCAUUGGAUCGGGGUCCAACAUAGCCAAGCCGAUACCACGGCCGGCUGCUGCAAUGUUCAAUCCACACCUACAUACACUGCUGGCGUGCCGACAUCCGUACCUGACAGUUUCUACGCCAAACACCGGAGGAUCUGGGGGUCCCGGAGGAAGCUCCGGUGCUCCGACCGCGGUGUUCCCUCUUCCUGGAACGUUCCCGUGGGCCAACAGUUCGCGUGGGAAACCUCGCAGGGGGAUGAUGCGCCGAGCCGUGUUCUCGGACCUGCAGAGGAAAGGACUAGAGAAGCGAUUUCAGAUACAAAAGUACAUCUCGAAGCCGGACCGCAAGAAGCUGGCGGAGAAGCUGGGGCUCAAGGACUCUCAGGUGAAGAUAUGGUUCCAAAACCGUCGCAUGAAAUGGCGGAAUUCAAAAGAGCGUGAGCUGUUGGCCAGCGGGGGUUCACGGGAACAAACUCUGCCCAACAAAAACAACCCAAACCCUGAUUUAAGUGAUGCAGAAGGCGACAGACCAAAGAUUGACCUCUCGGACCUUUCGCCUCUAACCUCGCCAGAACUGCCACCUCACCACGGGCCACACAAACUUGGGCAACAUGAUGAUGACGUCAUUAUGGAUCACGACGACCAGUUGCUGAUGCUGGACACUUCGCCGGACGAGAAGCAGUUGUUGCGCCAUCAUGAUCAAGACUUGGACGAGGACUCCGGUGGGGAAGACGAGGAAGAAGACGAAGAGGAAAUUAAUGUCACGUGACAAGAAGAAUGAGUUCACAAGAAGAUGACGAUAACAAAAUGGCGGCGAAGUCGCAUGCCAAGAUGGCAGAAUGGCUUCAUUCUAUAAAGAUGUGAAUUUGAAGGGUGGCGGGUUGCUAUGGAUGCUAGGAGUAAUGCCGUGAACUCGAGACCGAGAACAACUGAGUUAAACAGUUGUUCAGCGAAGUGGUUGCGCCUCUCAAAUGAAGUUCUAAGCCUCCAUUCCUGUUAAAUUAAUUGAUUACCGCAAAGAAACUAGGCAAGUUAGCGGGGAAGCUGGCAGUUGCGCAAUAAGAACUAAAGCACUCAAGAUUUGCGUUGGUGUCCAUACUGCAUCAAACUGACAGUCGCGCUUUCCGGCUGCAUGGUGUUGGACAAUGUAACGUAUUGUUAGCGAUGAGAAUCUAACUGGUAUAAAUACACGGUAAUAAAUAAUGUGAUAACAUUAACAUAAAUGUUUAUUAACAAUUAAUAAUACUACUGGCUGCACACAACAUUCUUAAUAUUACAUCGCACGAACGUUCGAGCGGAAACAUCUCGCAACAUCGCAGUCCUAAAAUUCUGUCUCUCUUUGCGCGACGAACUGUCUGCCCUUCACUAGCCGUUUCAUUUGAUUCCACCUUCAUCCCCACCAGAAGCGGAGCAGUAAUUUUGACUGUGUUGGCCGCGUUUUGCACGGCUAACACAGUUAACGUAUCCACUCCGGCUCUGAUCUCUACCACCUUUCACCGACAUCAGGUCUAGUAAUUCGCUAAUUUCGCUUGAAAUUCAAAACUAUUCUACAAAAUGCGAUUUUCUAAAUUCAGGUUUAUACCCCUAUGGCUGACAAAGAAUUUCAUCGAAGUUUAGUUAUGUGAACAAGCAGCAUGCUGUCAAGUCCAACUUCAAUUAUUUUAAGUUGAUGGGCCGAGACGUGACACCCACAAGCAUCGGGCUGAGCCUGACAUAUAUCUGGAAUUCAACAAUCAAUAAUUAGAGGUUGGCUGUCUUCUGGGUUGUUGCGCCGUGUAGGUUGGUACAAGUUUACCGACGUUUCAGAAAUCAUUGCUGCCUUCACAAUCAAGGCGAUCGCCCUGAUGAUGGAGGCAGCAAGGACCUCUGACACGUUGAUAAACUUCUACCUGACUACACGAUGUAACAAUCCACAAGACAGCCAUCUUCAGACUCACCGACGCGAAAACCUCAAAUCCUACACAGUCAAUAAUUAGGUAUUUCAUCCACAAAGUGAAAGCAAUUCUUAGAAUAAGAAGCGAUUGUUUUCCCAACAACUUACAGAGUUAGUACAGCGGUGAAGUUCUAGACCUGUAUUCCGGAGGUAACCGGUUCGAAUCACGGCUCUAUUACCGGCUAUUCUGUGGAUUCUCGUGAUUCUCACCAGUUACUCCAGUGAAUUCCGGACAAAUUUCUUUGAGUAAGUCACGACUGUUUUCUUUCAUUGCCUUGCCUACAUACAAGUGGCAAUAUCUUCACAUUUCAUUUGAUGCUAUAAGAUCUCUGUACUUGAAAAAAUGAACUCCUUAAAUAAUGUACGAAUAAAUCAGUUUGGACUUCUUUGUCCUCAAAAUAAUUUUAUGGAAUUUCUUUCAAAUACAAACGUUUAGACUGACUGAAGUAGGUAAUACAGUGGAACUGCUUACUACGUAUAUAUAGCGCAAAGCUAUGACAUUCAAUAAAUACCGAUCACUUACCAGUGCCUGUUAAAAGUAGAUUAUAAAAUGUUGUAACGUGUCUUACUCGCAUUCAGGAAGUACGAGGUUUAAAUUUCGGCGAGAAAACAAUUAAAACUGACUCCUUCUGGAGUGCACUUUAGUAGACGGUCACUACCAGUUCCUCCCAGAUCCCUCCCGGUUCAUACCACAAUAGACAAGUCGUUUCCACAGCUUCAUGAAACUAUUUAUAUAAUAGUGUAAUAAAAUGUUUUCAUUCUCUAACGUUCAAAGAUAACAAGCAUCACUUUAUUGGGAAAUAAUUCGGUCAGAGUCCUAGACGGGGCUAUGGGUAUUAUGAAUAAAUUUAAACAGUUUUCCUCAAUCUUUACAAGAGAAUUCCGAGAGAGUACCUUGAAACAUAAUUCGACUGCCGCCUCCUAAAUCAUUACAUUCCUACAAUUAAUAAUUAUAAUUGUAAACAUUUGCAGUUUAAUUUGCGUCGUUAAACAGGGUCAGAAUAAAUCAUUGGACAUGUACUCCAAAAACGGGCGUAAGUAACGAUAAACAAAAAUCUCACUGGAAUGAGUUUUUCCCAUGAACACAUAUAAAUGGAAUGUCCAAUAAAAUUCACUUUGCUGCAUUAAUGCUUUAUCCUAUAGGCCUACACAAAGCUUAAUAAGAUUAUUAGAACAGGCCUAUAUAUUAAAUAUAGAUUGACAGAUGGUAAUGAUCCGUGUAUCACUUAGUACACUUAUCGUGUACUUCAGACAACCUAUCAAA
This is a messenger RNA of Zootermopsis nevadensis, 3829 nucleotides long. Lineage: Eukaryota; Metazoa; Arthropoda; Insecta; Blattodea; Termopsidae. The record is from RefSeq and is a predicted model, not a curated record.